AGCUGGUACGGGGCGAGGCCGGUGGCAGCCCGGGGCUCGACGGCCUCCUGGAUCUGCUGCUGGGGCUACACCACGAGCUCAGCAGCGCCUCCCUGCGGCGGGAGCGCAACGUGGCGCAGUUUCUGAGCUGGGACAAGUCUCCUCCCCCCAGUCCCGGACUGAGGACCAACUUUGUGGGAUUCGGGGCCUUCCUCAUUGGAAGUGGAUCUGCACCCUUUUCUGUUUGACUCAUCUGAAUCCUUGGGAACGGAUGACUAGGGUGACCCUAAACCCAGUGUGGGUACUGGUGCCAUUACAGGUGUUCCCUGCUCAUACCUGGCCAGGCUUUGUGGGGGAAGGCAUAGGAAUUAGACCUGGAGGGUGGGGUGUUUGCCUAGUAGGUGAUUAGCGUUCCUAGCACUCCUGAGCUGUGGGCAGGCACCAGGCUGGACCUGGUAUGGUUAGGGGUCUACCACCCAGAUUUGCCAUUUCUGCACUCUUCCUCUGUUUCUCUGUGACUCUUGUGUGUUAUGUAUGUGUCUGAGUUGGCAUCACCCCACCAUGACACCCGUACCCCUCUGAGUGUGUGUGUGUGUGUGUUUCUCCCUGCCUGCCUCUGGCACCUCUGCCUGGGACCCCAACAUAGGGGACGUCUGUUGACAUCUCCCGAGGUAACUCCAAGGCCAGGCGUGACUCAUGCCUCUCCUGCCCCAACUUGUCCCUGCUCCUGCCCAGAGCCCCCACCCCUCUGGCAAGACAAACGGUACCAGGCAUCUUGUCCAGAGGGUUGGAUAGGCUUGGUUCUGGGCACCAGGUUUGGCCUAUGUGGCUGGUGGUCACCUCUGACAGCCCCACAAGGCUGGUAGCCGCUCCUCCCAGUUCUGUGUGCAAACCUGGGAAGAGACAAUUUCUGUAGUGAGGUUUCCAAACCGCCUCCGCUGUGGGGUUCUGCCUGAUAAACCUGUGGAGCAGCUCUCUGUCCCACCCACAGGCCCGCCCAGCUGCCAGGGAGUUUACCUCCUGGCAGGGGGAAACUGAGGCAAACACCGGACCAUAGAUGACCCCCAGUCCUUGCUGGUCACCCGUCUUUCUCAGUUCCCAAGACUCAGCGCCCUCCCCCCCCUCCCGCCUAAGGCCACUCCAGUUCUGGGGAGAGCCUGGGAGUGGCUGGACAUGGCCCUUGUGGAGUGUCGGGGGGGGGUGUUCCUGGCUGUGCAAAAGCCCCAUCCAGAGAGGGAGGCAGGGCUCCAAGUGGCAGAGCUGUCAAGCCUGGAAGGAAUCCUGUGUGCUCACGCCCUCAGGUGCUGGCACUGGGCACCAGGUGAAGGUUUUGGCCCUGUUUUCGCGUCUUGUGAGUACCUGAGCACACUGGCCUCUGUUCCUGACCCAGGGGCCCCACUUGGGGAGCACAGAGCCUGUCUUUCUGGAGCACUGCAAAGACUGUCCUCCCUGCCCUCAGAGGCUGCCCCAGCCCUUUCCUCCAUCCAACCAGAUUGCUCUGAGCCUACCAGGUCCCCCAGACCCAGGCCCCAGCUCCUGAAUGGCAGAGAAGCCUUUCUGGGGACAAAGAAUGCCACCUAUCCAGUUUCCCAGAUAGGCUCUGGGCCGGCCUUGAGGGACCAAAGGCUGUGAACUAGGGACAGGAGCGGUAUUUUCAUUGUCUCUAGGGCCAGCCAGGAUCAAGACCUUGGCUAGGGAGGACCACAAAGUCCCUCUGUGCCUCAGAUAGGGGUUACCUAGAGCCUGGAGGGAGGCAAUUCUCUGAGGCAGGACCCUUGCCAUGCUUGUUGAUCAUGACCAAAGAACCCUGGCUCUGGUCUGCCUCUUGGCCGGGCUGUCUCUGGGAAAGUAAUUCCUGUCCUAGUCUCAUGGGAGAUCCCAAGGAGAAGGCUCUGAGUCCACUCUGUCCCCUCAGCCAGCCCCUUUGUAAAAAAAGUGAAAGAGCUGCGCCUACAGAGAGAUGACUUUGAGAUCUUGAAGGUGAUUGGCAGAGGGGCCUUUGGGGAGGUUGCUGUGGUUAGACAGAGGGAUAGUGGCCAGAUUUUCGCCAUGAAGAUGCUGCAUAAGUGGGAGAUGCUGAAGAGGGCUGAGACGGCCUGUUUCCGGGAGGAGCGAGAUGUUCUGGUGAAGGGAGACAGCCGCUGGGUGACUGCUCUGCACUAUGCCUUCCAAGACGAGGAGUAUCUGUACCUGGUGAUGGACUACUACGCUGGCGGGGACCUCCUCACGCUGCUGAGCCGCUUUGAGGACCGCCUCCCACCUGAGCUGGCCCAGUUCUAUCUGGCUGAGAUGGUGCUGGCCAUCCACUCACUGCACCAGCUGGGCUAUGUCCACAGGGAUGUCAAGCCUGACAACGUCCUGCUCGACAUGAAUGGCCAUAUACGCUUGGCAGACUUUGGCUCCUGCCUGCGUCUCAACAACAACGGCAUGGUAGACUCAUCAGUCGCAGUGGGGACCCCAGACUACAUCUCUCCUGAGAUCCUACAGGCCAUGGAGGAGGGCAAGGGCCACUAUGGCCCACAGUGUGACUGGUGGUCACUGGGAGUCUGCGCCUAUGAGCUGCUCUUUGGAGAAACACCGUUUUAUGCUGAAUCUCUGGUAGAGACCUACGGCAAGAUCAUGAACCACGAGGACCACCUCCAGUUCCCCUCUGACGUGCCCGAUGUGCCUGCCAGUGCCCAGGACCUGAUCCGACAGCUGCUGUGCCGCCAGGAGGAGCGGCUUGGCCGUGGUGGACUGGAUGACUUCCGGAACCAUCCUUUCUUUGAAGGUGUGGAUUGGGAGAGGCUUGCAACCAGCACAGCUCCCUACAUCCCUGAGCUUCGCGGGCCUGUGGACACCUCUAACUUUGAUGUCGAUGAUGAUACCCUCAACCAUCCAGAGACGCUGCCACCACCCUCCCAUGGGGCCUUCUCGGGCCACCACCUGCCAUUUGUAGGCUUCACCUAUACCUCAGGCAGCCCCAGUGAGGAGAAGCGUGUUGAGCUAGUGGCUGCCCACCGUGUGGAGCAGGAGAAGGUGGAGCUCAGCCGGAAGUGUCAAGAGGCGCUGAAUGGCUCCUUACAGCCCCAGGAGCUGGUGCAGCUGCAGAAGGAAGUACAGAUUCUCCAGGAGAGACUGGCAGAGACACUGAGGGACAGCAAGGCCUCCUUCUCACAGACUGAUGGUCUCCCUGCUGGGAGCCCAGACACAGAUACCCAACUUCAGCAGGAGAAGGACCGCCUCCAGCAGGAGCUGACUGAAGCCCAGGCAGCAUUGCGGGUGCAGGCUGCAGAACUGUGCCAAGCCCAGGACCGGCAGGAAGAAUUCCUACAGAGGCUGUGGGAGGCCCAGGAGAAAGAGGCAGCCACAACCAGCCAAAUCCAGGCCCUAAACUCCCAGCUGGAGGAAGCCUGGGUGGUCCGGAGAGAGCUGGAAGGCCAGGUGGCCACCCUGACUCAGGAGGUGACAAGGCUCCAGGGACAACAUAAACAAAGCCAUGACAAGGAUUCUUCCCAGGCCAAGACCAUCCAUGCAGCCCCUGAGACCAAUGGCAUGGGAUCACCUGAGGGUCAGUCUCAAGAGGCCCAGCUCAGGAAGGAGGUGGCUGCUCUCAGGGAACAGCUGGAACAUGCCUGCAGUCAGGGGAUCAGUGUUGGGAAAGAGGAGGCUCUGUGCCAACUGCAGGAAGAAAACCAGCGGCUGAGCCGGGAGCAGGCACGGCUGGCAGAAGAGCUGGAGCUGGAGCUGCAGAGCAAACAGCGACUGGAGGGUGAACGGCGGGAGACUGAGAGCAAUUGGGAGGCCCAGAUUGCUGACAUCCUUAGCUGGGUGAAUGAUGAGAAAGUCUCAAGAGGCUACCUACAGGCCUUGGCUACUAAGAUGGCUGAGGAGCUGGAGUCCUUGCGAAAUGUGGGCACCCAAACACUCCCUACCCGGCCUCUGGACCACCAGUGGAAGGCACGGAGGCUGCAGAAGAUGGAGGCCUCAGCCCGGCUGGAGCUUCAGUCAGCCCUGGAAGCUGAGAUCCGGGCCAAGCAGGGUCUGCAGGAGCGGCUGACACAGGUGCAGGAGGCCCAGCUGCAGGCGGAACGCCGCCUACAGGAGGCUGAGAAGCAAAGCCAGGCCCUGCAGCAAGAGGUGGCUGAGCUACGGGAAGAACUUCGAGCUCGUGGGCCAGGGGAUGCCAAGCCCUCCACCUCUCUCAUCCCUCUCCUGUCCUUCUGGAACACGGAGAAGGAUUCUGCCAAGGACCCCGGCAAUUCAGGGGAGGCCCCAAGGUCUGGGGCAGAAGCAGAGCUGAGGCCAGAGGGCCGCCGCAGUCUGCGCAUGGGGACUGUGUUCCCCAGAAUGCCUGCUGCCACCGCGACCCCUGCAGAAGGUCCCCCUGCUAAGCCCGGCUCACACACGUUGCGUCCCCGGAGUUUCCCAUCCCCUACCAAGUGUCUCCGCUGUACCUCGCUGAUGCUGGGCCUGGGCCGCCAGGGCCUCAGCUGUGACUCCUGUGGCUACUUCUGUCACUCAGCCUGUGCUCCACAGGCCCCACCCUGCCCUGUGCCCCCUGAACUCCUCCGCACAGCCCUGGGAGUGCACCCCGAAACAGGCACAGGCACUGCCUAUGAGGGCUUCCUGUCGGUGCCGCGGCCGUCGGGUGUCCGCCGGGGCUGGCAGCGCGUGUACGCUGCUCUCAGUGACUCCCGUCUGCUGCUGUUUGAUGCCCCCGACCCCCGAGGAAGCCUGGCCAGUGGGGUCCUCCUACAGGCCUUAGAUCUGAGGGAUCCCCAGUUCUCAGCUACCCCUGUCUUGGCAUCAGAUGUCAUUCAUGCCCAAUCCAAGGACCUGCCACGCAUCUUUAGGGUGACAGCCUCCCAGCUGACAGUGCCACCAACCACAUGUACUGUGCUGCUUCUGGCAGAGAGUGAGGGGGAGAGGGAGCGUUGGCUUCAGGUGCUGGGUGAGCUGCAGCGGCUGCUACUGGAUGCACGUCCAAGGCCACGGCCAGUGUACACCCUCAAGGAGGCCUAUGACAACGGAUUGCCCCUGCUGCCUCAUACGCUCUGCGCUGCUAUCAUUGACAAAGAACGACUUGCCCUGGGCACUGAGGAGGGGCUGUUUGUGAUUCAUCUUCAUAGCAAUGACAUCUUCCAGGUGGGGGACUGCCGCAAGGUGCAGCGCUUGACCGUGAGCUCUGCUGCUGGCCUGCUGGUCGUGCUCUGUGGCCGUGGGCCCAGUGUGCGCCUCUUCGCCCUGGCUGAACUGGAGAACGCCGAGGUGGCAGGUGCCAAAAUCCCUGAAUCCCGAGGUUGCCAGGCUUUGGCAGCUGGGCGCAUCCUGCAGGCCCGAACCCCGGUGCUCUGUGUGGCAGUCAAACGCCAAGUGCUCUGUUACCAGCUCGGCCCCGGCCCGGGGCCCUGGCAGCGCCGAAUUCGAGAGCUACAAGUGCCAGCCCCAGUGCAGAGCCUGGGGUUGCUGGGCGAUCGGCUCUGUGUAGGUGCCGCUGGCACCUUCGCUCUUUACCCACUGCUCAAUGAGGCUGCACCUUUAGCGCUGGGGACUGGCCUGGUGUCCGAGGAGCUGCCCGCGUCCCGCGGGGGCCUGGGUGAGGCGCUGGGCGCCGUGGAGCUCAGUCUCAGCGAGCUCCUGCUGCUCUUCGAUACCGCUGGUGUCUACGUGGAUGGCGCUGGCCGCAAGUCACGAAGUCACGAGCUACUGUGGCCAGCAGCACCUACUGGCUGGGGUUACACAGUGCCUUACCUAACAGUGUUCAGUGAAAACUCCGUUGAUGUGUUCGAUGUGAGGAGAGCGGAAUGGGUGCAGACUGUGCCGCUCAAGAAGGUAAGACCCCUGAAUCCAGAAGGCUCCUUGUUCCUCUAUGGUACCGAGAAGGUCCGCCUGACCUACCUCAGGAACCCGUUGGCAGAGAAGGACGAGUUUGACAUUCCCGACCUCACUGACAACAGCCGGCGCCAGCUGUUCCGCACCAAGAGCAAGCGUCGCUUCUUCUUCCGAGUGUCUGAUGAGCUGCGACAGCAGCAGCGCAGGGAGAUGCUGAAGGACCCUUUUGUGCGCUCCAAGUUCAUCUCACCACCCACCAACUUCAACCACCUGGUACACGUGGGCCCUACGGACGGGAGGCUCAGCGCCAGGGAACAAAAGAGCAGAGGUGCUCGCAGCUCUGCACCGCAGCGGCCGCACAGCUUCUCAGAGGCAUUGCGACGCCCAGCAUCCAUGGGUAGUGAUGGCCUCGCUGGAGAGACAGACCCCAUAGUGAAGAGGAAACCUUGGACAUCUCUGUCCAGUGAAUCAGUGUCCUGCCCCCAGGGGUCCCUGAGUCCUACAGCAUCCCUGAUACAGGUCUCAGAGCGGCCCCGAAGUCUCCCUCCAGACCCCAAUUCAGAGAGCACCCCCUGAUGCCCUCUGGCAGUGCCCACCCCAGUCCCAAGACAGAAGGAGUGAGGAAGCAAAGAGCUUGUGGGAUGCCAUACUCCGGCUGGUCCCGGGACAUGUUGAAAUUCAGACUCAGGGAGAGCCUGGGUAGAGGGCUAAGAGUAAGACGUGCCUGGGUCCCCAGGAACAGGGUCUGACUCCUUGCCCUCAUCCUGCCCUUUCCCUGGGCUUCCAACACAGGCCUACAUUGGCCUCUGGGAGUGCCAUGGCUCUGAUGCCUGGGGAUGAUUGUGCCAAAGCUGUGCUUCAAAGGGCCAAGCCCUGGGAAGCUGGUAGGAGUCAGAUGAGGAGUGGGGAGGGACAGGUCCUUGGGAGUAUGCUGGUGUCUUGUCUGUGUAGUCUGGCUCCCAGCUGAGACCAGGGUGGAGCAUGCGAAGGUCUCUGCUCAGGGUCAUGCUGGGAAAUAUAGCUCUGAUUUAGAGGGAAAGGAUAGAAAAGAAGAAGGAAUGGUGCAGGUGAAAGAGGUGAGAGACAGGUGAGGGGCAGAGGAAGCAGAAGAGGAAGGGAUGCCAUCAGGAGAGCCAUACUCAGCUAAGAAGGGAGGAGGACAAAAUGGUGAUGAAGAGGAGGAUGAUGGAGAGACAGGAGGUGCUAGGAGGGCAAGCGAGCAAGGGAAAAACCAGACCCAGAAACUUUUCUCUGGGGAGGGGCUUAGGACUGAGAGCAGGAGUAUUGCCAGCUAAGCUCUCCAGGGAAGAAUGGUUCCUAGGCAGGGAGGGGAUGGGAGGGUAUUUAUAAGGGCCUCUUGGUGGGAGAUGGGACACCCUUCAGGGGCCACUGAAUGUCUCCAGGCACACAGGGUCCUUUUAUGGAAGCUUCAACCAAGUGUAUUAGGGGAACAUGGGGGCAUUUUAUUAUUGAUUACAGUCAUUAUUAUUGUUAUUAUAUUGCUAUUUUUAUUAAACCUCACCCUGCUGCAGUGUGGGGAGUAAAAUAAGUAUUUAUCUCCUUAAAUGGCACAUUCCCGGGAGGGAUGGACCCUGAUGCUCUGAGAUGCAGCAAGAAACCAAUAAACCCAACUUUGUAAGCGCUAA
Molecule: messenger RNA, 7439 nt
Organism: Arvicola amphibius (Eurasian water vole)
Lineage: Eukaryota; Metazoa; Chordata; Mammalia; Rodentia; Cricetidae
Gene: Cdc42bpg
Product: CDC42 binding protein kinase gamma
Exons: 37
Coding region: 2029-6369 (1446 amino acids)
Biological process (GO): actomyosin structure organization; peptidyl-threonine phosphorylation
Cellular component (GO): cytoskeleton; cytoplasm
Molecular function (GO): ATP binding; protein serine/threonine kinase activity
Source: RefSeq, a predicted model, not a curated record